Molecule: messenger RNA, 966 nt
Organism: Galeopterus variegatus (Sunda flying lemur)
Lineage: Eukaryota; Metazoa; Chordata; Mammalia; Dermoptera; Cynocephalidae
Product: pentatricopeptide repeat-containing protein 1, mitochondrial-like
Exons: 3
Biological process (GO): tRNA 3'-end processing
Cellular component (GO): mitochondrial matrix
Molecular function (GO): tRNA binding; protein binding
Source: RefSeq, a predicted model, not a curated record
CUGGCUGAGGCCCUGGACCUGUUUGAGAGACAGAUGCUGAAGGAGGAGCGACUCCAGCCCAUGGAGAGCAACUACACAGUGCUGAUUGGGGGCUGCGGGCGGGCUGGCUACCUGAAAAAGGCCUUCAGGCUCUACAACGAUGUGUGGAGGCAGAUGCUGAGUCUGGGGCUCAAGCCAAGCCGGCACAUCUACAACUUGCUGUUGGGGGCAGCUCGUGACUGUGGCCUGGGGGACCCGGAGGUGGCCUCAGAGCUGCUCCUGAGGCCCAGGGAAGAGACAGCCCUGCUCCAGCCCCCGGGAGGCAGGCGGCGGGCAAGGGGAAGAGCCCAGGCUGAGGCAGGUGACAGCAUGUCAGCUAGGCUGCACGUGGAAGCCCUAGAGAGGCAGCUGCUUCUGGAACCUUCUCAAGUACUUGAGGGGCCUCCAGAGCCUCAAGAGGCCAGAUUGACCAGCAAGGCCCAGCCUGAGGUAGAAACCAAGGCAGAGCCUGACCACACAGUGGCCCUCAUCCCAGUGGCCCUGAAGCCACCUCCCUUGCAGCUGGAGGUCAAUCUCCUGACCCUCAAGACCAUCCCCCCAGCUGUGGUCUCCUUAGGGACAGUAACCACCCCCUCCGACAGGCUGGCCUUGAUGGGGGGCCUGGAGGGCUUCCUGGCCAAGAUGGCGGAGCACGGGCUCCAGCCCGACAUCAAAACCCUCACGCUGCUGGCUGAGGUGGUGGAGCCUGGGAGCCCCACGGAAGCCUUGCUGCUGACCCUCCUGGACACGCACCAGGUGGAGGCUGAUGUGACAUUCUUCAACACACUGAUGAGGAAGAAAAGCAAGCUGGGAGACCUGGAGGGGGCAAAGGCGCUGUUGCCAGUCCUGGCAAAGAGAGGAAUCGUCCCUAACCUACACACAUUCUGUAACCUGGCCAUCGGGUGCCACAGGCCAAAGGAUGGUCUGCAGCUACUUGCAGACAUGAAG